Chlorella variabilis is the source of this 444-nucleotide messenger RNA. RefSeq lists its product as hypothetical. Gene Ontology annotation, biological process: mitochondrion organization. The coding region runs from base 1 to 444 and encodes 147 amino acids. NCBI's taxonomy places the organism in Eukaryota, Viridiplantae, Chlorophyta, Trebouxiophyceae, Chlorellales, Chlorellaceae. The transcript has 5 exons. The record is from RefSeq and is a predicted model, not a curated record. Gene Ontology annotation, cellular component: nucleus; mitochondrion.
AUGGCACGCUCCAGGAGCCGCUCAGCCCCCCGCCCGGCGCCCCGCCCCGCUAGCCGCCCGCAGUCGCAGGGCUUCCAGACUCAGGCCCGCCAGGCGCCUCCCCAGUCGCCACCGCCAAUGCCGCACCACGCUCCCCCGCCGCCGGCCAUGCCGCAGCAGGGCGGCGGCAUGAUGGCGGGCCUGGGCGGCAUGGUGGCGCAGGGCAUGGCGCUGGGCACAGGCAGCGCGCUGGCGCACCGGGCAGUGGACUCUGUCCUGGGCAGCCGCCACCCCGAGCCGCAGGCAGCCACCGAGGCAGCGCAGGAGAUUGUGCGGGAGCAGCAGCCGUGCGCGGACCAGGCCAAGGCCUUUGCCGACUGCAUGAGCUGGGCGCAGGGCGACAUGGGCGCCUGCCAGCAGUACUUUGACAACAUGCAGGCCUGCCGCCGCGCCGUGCAGCAGUGA